UUUGAGCUUUCCGUCUUCCCAGGAAGCCACAUUGAAUUAUCUUCCACAAAAACAGACGAAAACGAAAGUCCCGUGUUUCAUGCAUUCCUCACAACAUUCUUUCGCUUCUGUGACAUAAUUUAGGGAGCGGGUUGUUGUUUUUUUCGUGGUUUGGAGGUACGUGUGUUGUUAGUGAAAGGAACGUUACCGGGGUAGGACACACGUCGGGAGGAAACAUAUUGCGGUGGCACACGUUCAUUCUCCUCAUCAACAGCUUUUCCCUCCACAAUGAUGAACUAUUCCGAUUACGACUCUGACGGUUAUUCAUCUAAUGAAGACGUAGAUUACGUCCCAUCAGAUGACAACCUCAGUGAGGAUGACAUUAAUGAGUGUGAAAAAGAGGACCCUCUCCAUGAGGAUGAUGAUGUGCCACGUCCUGAUGACACCAGCAAGGCAAAGAGGAAGAAAAAAGCCAUCAGUAUGAGGAAGAGGAAGAAAGGUGUUCUGAAAUUACAGAAGGAAGAGGGGGAUGGAGUUGGAUCCGAAAUGGUGCAGCCUCCACAGGACGAGCUGGCAAAACCCACUCAGGCUGUGCAGCAGGUGGAUGAAACAAAACAGAAGAAAAAAGCUGAUGACCUCUGGGCCAGUUUCCUGUCUGAUGUUGGAACCAGACCCAAGCAGAUAACAGAUGUCCCACAGUCCACGCAAAGUUCCACGCAGCAGGCUAAAUCUGCUCCUUUGACCACACAAACAAAAGCACCAGAACCUGCCAAGGUCACCAUCACUAAAGUUUUCGACUUCGCUGGAGAAGAAGUUCGGGUGCAAAAGGAGGUAUUGGCAGACUCCAAAGAGGCUCAGACUUAUCUGAAGAGCCAAAACACCGAUCAGGAGGAGAAAGAAGAAGAAGAAGAAGAAGAAGGAGAAGAAGAAGAAGAGGAAGACGAACAGAAGAGCUCCCCUGGUCAGCCUGGCACCAGUGCUAAGCGGCCAGCGGGCAUGUCGAGCCUCCUGAAUCGUCUCGGGGGAAAGAAACAGAAGAUGAGCACGCUGGAGAAGUCGAAGAUGGACUGGGACGCUUUUAAGUCAGAGGAGGGCAUCACAGAGGAGCUGGCCAUACACAACAGAGGCAAAGAAGGGUAUGUGGAGCGGAAGAAUUUCUUGGAGCGAGUCGACCACCGCCAGUUUCAGUUAGAAAAGACAGUGCGACUGAACAACAUGAAACGAUGACAGAGACUGACAGCACACACACACACUGGAGCAGAUGCCUGUAUCUUCUGUUCUCUCUCUCUCUCUCUCUCUCUCUCUCUCUCUAAUGACAGUUUCUGUUCUCUUUGCAAAGGCAGCUCAGGCUGCUGCUGCUGUGGCUUGAGUCUAUUUCAGGAAAAGGAUAUUAAUAGGCUGAGUUUGUGUAAUAGUUGGGUGUUGAGUGUUCCGUUUCUCCAUCGUUUUGAGAACCAAUUAGAAUGUCUAAUCUUCACUCAUUCAGGGCAUUUUUGGAAAGUGAGGUCAUGCCUGUUCUACUUCCCCAAUUGGGUGAGUGACUGUACGACCAGGUCCAGAGGCAUCUUCUGUUUUGUUUUUGCUUUCUGUUUGUAAUUAUAAGAUCAUGGUCAUCAAUUUUGAUUGCUAAGAUAAAAAAAUACAAAUCUGACAGGACGAGAGCACAAGCACAGACGAGUCUUAUGUUGCAGUCACGUGUACGCGUUGCUCUAAUGCUCGACACUGGUACCACUCCCUCAACUCGACCAGCAGCAGAUCCAUAAUGUAGUCCAGCGGCAUAUGACGCAGCCGCAUUCAACGUGAAUGAGCUGCAUCUCAGAUGAAACCACCCGUGUUUGUGUAAGUACAGAAUUACAUUGCCUGCUCGCUCACGGUUGAGCUCUCAAUUCGGAUCCAUCCGUACUAAAAUGAGAGUCUGCAGCAGUUUGUACCUGAUCCCGCUUUCCAUUCCAGUAGGUGGAGAAAAUCAAUGACAUCGAUGAGAAAGAAAAUAUCUGGCAAUGCACCAGCAACUGUCAAUUUGCUGCAUGCGCCACCUAUUGGAGGUGGAGGGGAAGCGUCCACUGUGUGUGUGUAUUAUGGCCUUGCCAUACUUUGUGAAUUGCAUGUACGCUAACAGUUGCGCCAUCUUUGGUUCCAUUCCUACCAAAUCCAUGCAUCACACUUGCCAUGCCAGUAGGUGGCGGUGGUGGAGCGAUAACAUUAUUGGUCAACUACCAUUUGAAUCAAACUUGAAAGAUGCACAGUAUGAACGGCAUCAAACAAAGAAAAUAGCAACCACACACUUAUCAGUGUCAUAAACACUUGUAUUCUUCCAUCGCCGUUUGGCAAGCAAACUAAAAGCAUGCGCCAUCUGCUGGACUGGAAGGUUAUAUUAGGAUAUAUUGCACUGGGUGCAUCUUCAUUCAUUACAUCACAAAAACAUAACUGUGUGUGUGUGUGUGUAAUGACAUUUAUAGUAUGUUACACACACCCUGCAGACUAACAUACACUGGCUUGUCAAUUGGUUUGUCCAUUGGAAAUUGUGGUAUUUGUUUAAUAAUUGACAAAUAUGUUGCAGAAGAAGAGGACUACAGUUCUGUUCAGUUAUGUAAAUAAUCAUAUCCAUUAAACACGCUCUUUCUUUCA
This is a messenger RNA of Solea solea (common sole), 2607 nucleotides long. It is a transcript of the gene cfdp1, whose product is annotated as craniofacial development protein 1. Bases 268 to 1206 code for a protein of 312 amino acids. The transcript is spliced from 7 exons. The record is from RefSeq and is a predicted model, not a curated record. Lineage: Eukaryota; Metazoa; Chordata; Actinopteri; Pleuronectiformes; Soleidae.